AUGAAGGAGAAGUCCAAAAAUGCGGCCAAAACCAGGAGGGAGAAGGAAAAUGGCGAGUUUUACGAGCUGGCCAAGCUGCUCCCGCUGCCUUCGGCCAUCACCUCGCAGCUGGACAAAGCGUCCAUCAUCCGACUCACCACCAGCUACCUGAAGAUGCGCGCCGUCUUCCCGGAAGGUCUAGGAGACGCGUGGGGACAGCCGAGCAGAACAGGGCCUCUGGACAGCGUGGCCAAAGAGCUGGGAUCCCAUUUGCUGCAGACGCUAGACGGAUUUGUGUUUGUGGUGGCCUCUGAUGGCAAAAUCAUGUAUAUAUCUGAGACUGCUUCUGUCCAUCUGGGUUUGUCCCAGGUGGAGCUCACAGGCAACAGUAUUUAUGAAUACAUACAUCCUUCUGACCACGACGAGAUGACAGCAGUACUUACAGCCCACCCACCACUCCAUCAUCACCUGCUCCAAGAGUACGAGAUCGAGCGGUCUUUCUUUCUCCGAAUGAAGUGCGUCUUGGCAAAAAGAAACGCAGGACUGACAUGCAGUGGAUACAAGGAAGCCUCCUUGAGCCAGGGCGGGGAGCCCUUAAUUCAACCUGCACCCAACAACAUGUUCCUCCAGAGGCCCCUGCUCGUGAAGGGCCAGGUCACCACCAAAUACUACCGGCUGCUGUCCAAGCUGGGCGGCUGGGUCUGGGUGCAGAGCUACGCCACCGUGGUGCACAACAGCCGUUCCUCCCGGCCUCACUGCAUCGUGAGUGUCAAUUAUGUCCUCACGGAUGUCGAAUACAAGGAACUUCAGCUGUCUCUGGACCAGGUAUCCACCUCUAAGUCUCAAGAGUCCUGGAGAACCACCUUGUCUACCUCACAAGAAACUAGGAAAUCAGCUAAACCCAAAAACACAAAGAUGAAGACAAAGCUGAGAACCAACCCAUAUCCUCCACAGCAAUACAGUUCGUUCCAAAUGGACAAGCUGGAGUGCAGCCAGGCGGGAAACUGGAGAACGAGUCCCCCCACAAAUGCUGUGGCUCCCCCUGAACAGCAGCUCCAUUCAGAAGCUAGCGACCUUUUAUAUGGGCCGCCCUACAGCCUCCCCUUCUCCUACCGUUAUGGACACUUCCCAUUGGACUCUCACGUCUUCAGCAGCAAGAAGCCAGGAUUGCCCGCCAAGUUCGGGCAGCCCCAAGGAUCCCCGUGUGAGGUGGCACGCUUUUUCCUGAGCACGCUGCCAGCCAGCAGCGAAUGCCAAUGGCACUAUGCCAACUCUCUCGUGCCCAGCAGCCCACCGCCAGCUAAAAACCUUUCUGAGCCUCCUGUGAAUGCUGCCCGGCAUGGACUUGUGCCAAACUAUGAAGCGCCCGCUGCCACCGCGCGCAGGUUCGGCGAGGACCCCGCGCCCCCAAGUUUCCCGAGCUGUGGCCACUACCGCGAGGAGCCCGCACUGGGUCCCGCCAAGGCGGCUCGCCAGGCGUCCCGGGACGCAGCCCGGCUGGCGCUGACCCGAGCGCCCCCCGAGUGCUGCGCGCCGCCCACCCCGGAGCCGCAGGCGCCGACACAGCUGCCCUUCGUGCUGCUCAACUACCACCGCGUGCUGGCGCGCCGCGGGCCGCUGGGGAGCGCUGCGCCCGGAGCCCCGGAGGCGGCCGGCUCGCUGCGGCCCCGACACCCCGGCCCCAUCGCUGCCACUGCGCCCGGCGCACCCCGGCCGCACUACCUGGGCGCCUCGGUCAUCAUCACCAAUGGCAGGUGA
Messenger RNA from Grammomys surdaster, 1737 nucleotides. It is a transcript of the gene Sim2, whose product is annotated as SIM bHLH transcription factor 2. Gene Ontology annotation, molecular function: DNA-binding transcription factor activity, RNA polymerase II-specific; RNA polymerase II transcription regulatory region sequence-specific DNA binding; protein dimerization activity. Gene Ontology annotation, biological process: regulation of transcription by RNA polymerase II. NCBI's taxonomy places the organism in Eukaryota, Metazoa, Chordata, Mammalia, Rodentia, Muridae. The transcript has 10 exons. The record is from RefSeq and is a predicted model, not a curated record. Bases 1 to 1737 code for a protein of 578 amino acids.